Fulvia fulva is the source of this 1374-nucleotide messenger RNA. RefSeq lists its product as uncharacterized. The record is from RefSeq and is a predicted model, not a curated record. Bases 1 to 1374 code for a protein of 457 amino acids. Lineage: Eukaryota; Fungi; Ascomycota; Dothideomycetes; Mycosphaerellales; Mycosphaerellaceae. The transcript is spliced from 5 exons.
AUGUAUCUCGAGAAUAACCUCAUCGUGGAGGUCGUCGACUCGUCGGGCACACCACUCAAGGAAUGGGGACAACAGAAGUUCGGCGAUAAACGCCUCAGCUGCUAUGUGCAGUCGGAGACGGGCAUGUCGUUUGGCCUAAGACUCGUGCCCGCGGCGUCCAUCCGGAGCGAGAUGGACGACCGCCGAGCGGAGACCAAGAGAUGGUACCGCACGCACUCGCAAGACCAAGAGGCGCCGCUACAACCCUUUGACUUCCUCGCCACCCUUCGACUCGACGGCCGUGAGACGCCCGAGAAAUGCAACAUCGUGUAUCUGGACCCUGCCAACGAAUGGUACCGCACGCCGAGUGGCGAAAUCGACAUGUGCGGGAAAAUGAUACGCGAAUCAAAGGACAGCGACGUGCACUUCCACAAAUGGGUGUUCCAAGAGGUGGGUAUCGAGAGUAUGAUUGAAGAGCUGUCCCUCCAAUUCGACACUCAAGUGCCAGAGCCCGAGGACCCACUGGUGAAAGCGAUGCAAGAUAUGGGCUCCAACAACCUUGCAGACAAGGAGGAGACCGCGAAGGCCGGCGUUAUCGAGAUCAGCAUCCAACGAGUCAUCAUCGAGCAACAGACAACACAACGUCCAUGGGACGCGAAUGGCAGCACUUCUCCCGAAGCUGCUGGUGGCUCAAAGACCGACCGUAACAUCUCGCACACAGCCGGCAGGACCGCUGGCAAGAAAGCAUCAUCUAACAUAGGCACCUUCGUUUACUACAAUCCGAUCGAUGCCGAUGACAAGCCGUAUGCCGUCUUCAAGUUCUUCUACAGAAGUGAGGAAGUCCUGCGCAAGUUCGACUUCCGUGGCUUUCCCUCGAAGCAAAUCAAGCCAGAUGCGGUUGCCUUGGCGAAGCUUGGUCUUGGUGAUGCUGUAAGCAAGAGAGGAACCGCCGAGCUGGACCACGACUCCGAUUCCGACUCCGACAACGAUGAGCCGACUCAACGUAGAAAUGGCGGGCGCAAGACUCGGAAGGCCAAGAAGAAGACUGAACAAGACUCUCCGAGACGUCUGCAUUUUCCAGAUCAAGCCGCGUUCUCUGAAGAUGAAGACAUUGACGAAGAAGAGGUUUCAAAGAGGCUCGAAGAAGACGACCGGUCCCGUGGCGUAUCCAAACCCGUCUUCAUCGAUCAGCCUGUGGCUGGACCAGAGCGCGCCGUCCUCAGCAAUAUCAAAGAGCACGUGAACGGCAACCUAGCUCAGCCGACUGGGGCCGAUUCGGCAAACAAGUUGAUCGAGACAAAGCAGCUCACUGCCGAUGAAGUCGUGCAGCAGAAGCCAGACGCCACCAAGGAAGUUGUACAGCAGACGGAUGUAGAGAGCGACGAGGAACUCUAA